CCCACGUGUGCAAGCAGUUUCUCUCCCAGGAUUGACCCGUGUCGCUUUGGUCCAUGCGCGCGCUCCCGAGACUGAUGCACGAAGCCCGUCCGUGCACACACGAAGCAUAUGCACGAAGCAAGUCAAAUUAAUACGCAUUUCGUUACUAAAAUGGCAGUUUUGUGGAACAGCUGUGAGUAAAUGCUGAAAACUAAAAAGCCGGGGACAAUUUUCGACUCCUGAAGGACUUAUUUUCUGAGCUGCUGAACUGAAGUUUCACCUCACUUGCGGGAAUAUCAAUUGACCAUGGCAGAGAGUUGUCCAUUACCAGCGAUGGACCUGCAGACUGGCCUGCCAUUGGCCCAGGGGUUAUAUUCAGCAGAGAUGGAGAAGGAUGCAUGCGGUGUUGGAUUUAUCGUCAACAUUCAUGGAAUCAAGUCUAAGAAGAUCCUUGAAGAUGCAUCUGUGAUGUUGUGUAGGAUGAAGCAUAGAGGUGCGUGUAGUGGCGAUAAUGACACAGGGGAUGGAGCAGGUGUUAUGACAUCGAUUCCACAUCAGCUAUAUGCACGUGUCUUGAGAGAUGAACUUGAUAUAAACCUGCCCGGACCAUCCCAUUAUGCCACAGGGAUGAUCUUUUUGGACAGAGACACUGCACCACAAUGCAAAAAGUUAUUCACAGAUUUAGCCACACAGUGUAAACUGAAGAUUCUGUGUUGGCGUACUGUCCCCCAUGAUAGUACUGUCAUUGGUGAGAUUGCUAAGUCCAGGGAGCCUUUCAUUCAGCAGGUUUUCAUCACUGGAGACUUUGAAGGAGAUGAGCUGAAAAGACAGGUGUUUUCUUUACGCAAGCAAGCAACUCACACAAUUCCUAAGCAUGGAUACCGAUUCUACAUCUGCAAUCUGUCUGUGGACACUGUCAUUUACAAGGGGAUGUUAACUCCAAGUCAGCUGUUUGAGUACUUCACUGAUUUUAAGGAGCCUGACUAUGAAACACACUUUGCCCAUGUUCACAGUCGAUUCUCUACAAAUACAUUCCCUAGUUGGGAAAGAGCACAUCCAAUGCGAUACAUAUCCCACAAUGGGGAAAUUAACUCCCUACGUGGGAACAGUAACCUGAUGCAUGCUCGUGAGGGUGUUAUGAAUAGUGCAGUGUAUGGAGACAAGCUGAAACGUCUCUACCCUGUGGUUGAAGAGAAGAUGUCGGACUCUGGGCAGUUUGAUAAUGUCCUGGAGUUCUUGAUCAUGGCAGGUGGAAGAACACUUCCAGAGGCCAUAAUGACUAUGGUUCCUGAGGCAUGGCAGAAUGAUCAUCUCAUGAACCAAGACAAGAGAGAUUUCUACCAGUGGGCUGCGUUUGCCAUGGAGCCAUGGGAUGGACCUGCUCUCUUCACAUUCUCUGAUGGUCGUUACAUCGGUGCUAUUCUGGACAGGAAUGGUCUACGUCCAUCUCGUUACUGUAUUACUAAGUCUGGCUUCAUGAUUAUGGCCAGUGAGGUCGGUGUAGUGGAUAUCCCAAAUGCUGAUGUAGCGCAGAAGGGUCGGUUGAAGCCUGGUCGUAUGCUGUUAGUUGACACUGUCAUUGGUGAGGUUACCAAAGAUGAGGAGUUAAAAAGAGGAAUUGCUCAGCAGCGCCCAGUGAGCAAAUGGUUACGAGAGCAGGUCAUCACACUGCCAGACCUCUACAAUGUACACAAGCCAGAGGUCAUGAGUAAUGGGGAAGAUAGCUUGUCUGUGCAGACGGACCAUCGCCUGCCCAUGUUUGGCUACAGUGUGGAACACCUUAAUAUGCUUAUCGUUCCUAUCAUCAAAAAUAAGAAAGAGCCCCUUGGAUCCAUGGGAAAUGACAUUCCCCUAGCCUGUCUGUCUGAGCGGAAUCCUCUGGUGUUUGAGUACUUCAAGCAACUGUUUGCCCAGGUUACCAACCCGCCCAUUGAUCCCAUCAGGGAACACAUUGUCAUGUCACUGGCAUGUCCCAUUGGCCCAGAGAGUAAUAUUCUUGAGCCAAGUGAGCUCCAAUGCAAGAGGCUGCUCUUGGACACGCCCAUCCUUUCUCUAGAUGACCUCCUAGUUAUCAAGGCAACAACAUUCAGAGGAUGGAAGACUAAAACAAUUGACAUAACUUUCCCCAUCACAUCUGGUUGCUCUGGUCUUGUACCUGCGCUUGAGCGAGUGUGUAGUGAGUGUUCUAAAGCUGUAGAUGAUGGCUAUACACUGCUGGUGCUGUCUGAUAGAAACGCUGGCAGAGAACAUGUUCCAGUCAGUUCCGCGUUGGCUCUUGGAGCAACCCAUCACCAUCUGAUCAAGACUCGACAACGUCUCCGCGUCGGCCUGAUCGUAGAGACGGGUGAAGCCAGAGAGAUGCACCACAUGUGUUUGCUCCUUGGCUAUGGUGCCGAUGCCAUCUGCCCAUACCUGGUCUAUGAGAGUGUACAGAGUCUAAGGGAUCAGAACCUACUAGGUGAAGAGGUCUUCACUGAUGAAGAGAUUGCUUUGAGAUUCAAGAGUGCUACAGCUAAGGGGAUUGCUAAGGUCAUGGCUAAGAUGGGAAUCUCCACACUACAAAGCUAUAAGGGAGCUCAAAUAUUUGAAGCUGUAGGCCUUGGUCAAGAAGUGGUUGAUAAAUGUUUUCUCGGUACUGCAUCUAGAUUGGGCGGUGCUACGUUUCAAGUGUUGGCUGAAGAGGCUCUGCAACGUCACUUCAUAGCCUACUCAGAUCGGGAUGGUGACAUCAUCACAAGUUUGGAGCCUGGACAGUACCAUUGGCGCAGUGGGGGUGAAAAGCACAUCAAUGACCCCACUAGUGUGGCUAAUCUACAAGAAGCUACCCGCAACAAGAGUCAAACGGCCUAUGAUAAAUUUAGGGAGUCCCAGGAAGCUGUGAUCAGAGACUGUACCCUUAGGGGUCAGCUUGACCUUCAGAUGGCCUCUACUCCUCUUGAUCUCUCUCUGGUUGAAGAUGCUACCAGCAUCGUCAAACGAUUCGUCACUGGUGCUAUGAGCUUUGGAAGUCUGUCUAUUGAGACACACACAACACUUGCACGUGCCAUGAACAAAAUUGGGGGUAAGAGCAAUACAGGAGAAGGUGGCGAGUCUGAAAACCGCUACAUCAGCAAUGAUCCUAGCAACAGCACACGAUCAGCCAUCAAGCAGGUUGCUUCAGGUCGGUUUGGAGUCACUAGCUCCUACCUGGCACAUGCUGAUGAGUUACAGAUCAAGAUGGCGCAGGGAGCAAAGCCAGGUGAAGGGGGAGAGCUCCCGGGAUAUAAGGUGUCUGAAGACAUUGCCAAGACUCGAUCAUCCAUCCCAGGUGUAGGGCUAGUCUCCCCACCUCCUCAUCAUGACAUUUACUCCAUUGAGGACCUUGCAGAGCUCAUCUACAACUUGAAGUGUUCCAACCCUGAGGCUAGGAUCAGUGUCAAGCUAGUGUCAGAGGUCGGUGUUGGGGUCAUCGCUGCCGGAGUUGCCAAGGGUUUAGCUGAACACAUUACCAUCUCUGGCCAUGAUGGUGGCACAGGAGCUAGCACCUGGACAGGGAUCAAGCAUGCAGGGCUACCGUGGGAACUAGGUCUCUCAGAAACACACCAGACGCUGGUACUGAAUGACCUCAGGUCAAGGGUCAAAGUGCAGACUGAUGGGCAGCUCCGAACUGGUCGUGAUGUGGUAAUAGCAGCUCUCCUUGGUGCUGAUGAGUUUGCUUUCUCUACAACACCUCUCAUUGCCCUUGGAUGCAUCAUGAUGAGAAAAUGCCAUCUUAAUACUUGCCCUGUGGGUGUGGCAACGCAGGAUCCAGAAUUGCGAAAGAAGUUUGACGGUGAGCCAGAACACGUCAUCAACUACUUCUUCAUGCUCGCCGAGGAGGUUCGUCAACUCAUGGCCCAGCUGGGCUUCCGUAGCUUCCAGGAGAUGAUCGGACGCACAGACAAACUCAAGGCAUCGGAGCAGCCAGCCAAUGAGAAGUGUCGUAUGCUGGAUUUCAGCAGGAUCUUACAGCGAGCUGAUGAGAUGAGGGUAGGGGUGAAUAUCAUCGGAGGGAGUAAAGAGCAAAAUUUUAAUCUGGGAAACAGAUUGGACAAUAAAUUGAUAGAGGCAGCCCAAGAUGUAUUGGACGGCAAGAAGGAUAGUGUAUCUCUAGAGAUGGACAUUACUAGUCAGAGCAGAGCGUUUGCCACAACUCUCAGCUUCGAAAUCGCUAAGAGGUUCUGUGAGACUGGUUUACCAGAGAAAUCAAUCCAGAUUAAGUUGAAAGGUUCUGGAGGUCAGAGUUUCUGCGCUUUUCUCUCCCAUGGUGUCUAUGUUGAACUAGAAGGAGAUUCUAAUGACUAUGUUGGCAAGGGUCUAUCUGGAGGCACAGUUAUCGUCUAUCCACCCAAAGAUUUACCCUCGGACUUCAAAACGGAAGAUAACAUCAUCGUAGGCAAUGUGUGUCUGUAUGGAGCCACUAGGGGGACGGCUUACUUUAGAGGUGUGGCUGCUGAGAGAUUCUGUGUACGCAACUCUGGAGCUACUGCUGUGUGUGAAGGUGUUGGUAACCAUGGUUGUGAAUACAUGACGGGUGGGCGGGCCAUCAUUCUUGGACCCACUGGAUGUAACUUUGCUGCUGGCAUGUCUGGAGGUGUUGCUUAUGUCUUGGAUAGAUCGGGAAACUUUCCCAUUCUGUGCAACAAGGAAUCAGUAACGCUCCGACCUGUCUGCAAGACCAUUGAUGUUACAUUCAUUAAGGAGCAGCUCAAGAACUUUGUUGAAUUGACGGGGUCUGAGGUAGCCUCAAGAAUACUCGCAAACUGGGAGGAAGAAGUGAAAUAUUUUGUGAAGGUCUUCCCCAAUGAGUACAGAUGGGCCCUGAUCAAGAUCAAAGAUGAAACUCUUGCCAAGCAGAUGGCGUCAUCAGACCAAGUGGUUCCCAAUGGAUUGACCAAUCAUACUGACCCAAUUGAGUUGAAUGAAGGGAAACCAACCAAUGGGAAGACAGAACCCAAAGUGAUUGACAUUGAAGAUGCUGUACCUGAUGCUGAAGUGGAUAAAAGAAACAUGGACAAGAUUCUGGACAAAACAAGGGGAUUUGUGAAAUACAAGAGGAACAAUCAGCAAUAUCGGAAGGUGUCUGUUCGUAUGAAGGACUGGAAUGAGAUUUAUGAUCAUAAAGGCGUCAGGAAGGAACUUCGCACUCAGGCAGCAAGAUGUAUGGACUGUGGCACCCCCUUCUGCCAGGGUCAUACAGGCUGCCCACUUGGUAAUAUCAUCCCAUCUUGGAAUGACCUCAUAUUCAAAGGUCAAUGGAGGGAUGCCCUGGAGAGGUUAGAGGUCACCAAUAACUUUCCUGAGUUUACUGGAAGGUGUUGCCCUGCACCAUGUGAGGGAGCCUGCGUCUUGGGUAUCAAUGCACCUGCAGUAACAAUCAAGAACAUUGAGAAUGCCAUUAUUGACCAUGCGUUUGAGCAAGGGUGGAUGAAGCCUCGUCCACCAGCGUUCCGCACUGGGAAGAUAGUAGCUGUGAUUGGGAGCGGUCCAGCUGGCCUUGCAGCAGCAGCUCAGCUUAAUAAAGCUGGUCACCUUGUGACAGUGUAUGAGAGAAGUGAUCGGAUUGGUGGAUUGUUGAUGUAUGGGAUUCCAUCAAUGAAACUAAGUAAAGCGGUUGUACAGCGUCGUGUUGAUCUAAUGCGUGAUGAAGGUGUUGUGUUUGUCACUAAUGCAAAUGUGGGGGACACAGUUAGCCCAAAACAGCUACUGGAAAAUCUUGAUGCAUUGCUGCUCUGUACGGGAUCAACGCGUCCUAGAGAUCUACCAAUAAAAGGUCGCAAUCUUGAUGGAAUCCACUUUGCCAUGGAUUUCUUAGGGGCAUGGCAGAAGCGUCAGAUGGGCAACGAUAAUGUCUUCUUAGAUGCCAAAGACAAGGACAUCAUCAUUAUAGGGGGAGGUGACACUGGCGUUGACUGCAUAGGAACCUCACUGCGUAUGAAUGCAAGAAGUAUAACUACUUUUGAGAUACUCUCCGAGCCACCGCCCACAAGGGCCAAGAGCAAUCCUUGGCCAACAUGGCCUCGUGUCCUGAGGUUUGACUAUGGUCAUGAUGAGGUGAAGCUCAAACACGGACAUGACCCAAGGAACUUUGAUAUUCUUAGUGAGGAAUUUCUUGAUGAUGGCAAUGGUAAUGUCUCUGGCAUCCGUACCUGCAAAGUGGAAUGGAAACGUGACCCAACUGGCCGCUAUACCAUGGAGAAGAUUCCAGGCUCAGAAAAGACAUUUAAGGCAGACUUGGUUUUCUUAGCCAUGGGUUUCCUUGGACCUGAAGACAGGGUCGUCACUCAGCUUGGUUUGGAUCAGGAUCCAAGAGCCAAUAUUGCAUCACAACCUGGUAAAUAUAGGACCAGUAGCCCACGGAUUUAUACAGCUGGAGAUUGUCACCGUGGUCAGUCCCUUGUCGUCCAUGCAAUCAAUGAGGGCCGGCAAGCUGCUCGUGAGGUCGAUUUGGAUCUGAUGGGUCACACCUCCCUCGCUGGACCCGGAGGGGUGGUGUUCACCCCUGGUGUAAAAAUGGGUAAGCCCAAGUCUGGAGCGGGAAUCAAAAACCAGCAGCAGGUUGUUGAAUGUGUCGCUUGAAGGGGUGUGUGUACCUCUAGGGGGUAUAGACUAGGUCAGAUUAUGUUUCCUAUUAAAGGAAUGUUACAGUUUAAUGGGGUUUUGGGGGAUUUUCGUGCAAAUGUAUUAAGAAAGUCAUAUAGUUAUGGCCACAAAAAAGAGAAAUCUGUUUGGUUUUGUAAUUUUGUUUAAGGUUAUUUUCUGUCAAACAGCAUAGGCCUAGUCCUUGUUGUUGUAAAUUGUAUAUUUUCAGAAUUGAAAAGGCCAAAGGUCAUGGAAACAUACUUUUAAACCAUUGAUCAUUGACUGAUUGUAAACAAAUUUAUACUCCGGCCAAAAAACUAUUUGUUUUCUCAUAAAAAUGUUUUAUCAACUAAAGGAAUCCACCUUGAAAAGGCACAACUAAUUGUUUAAAGGAUUUUGAGAUGAAGGAUACAAAAUAAACGCAUUGUUGGCAAUAAUUAAUAUUUUCAUUUUAUAAAUUGUAAUUGUCUUGUUCUACAUUUGAACAUGUUGAAUAUGUGAUCAUUAUAUUCUUUGAGAGCUUUCUACUUUAGCAAAUGUAAGCAAAUAUUGUGUGUGAGUGAUUUGACCAUUUAUCUUAAACUGAACUGACAGUUUUUGUCUCGUUUUCCAUGUGAAGAAAAAAGACCGACAAGUAUUCAGAGUACCCCAUGUCACAUCACAUACACGUCAUUUUCUGGUUGUCUAUAAUUAAAAAUCUUUAUCCGAGGGUAAACAAAGUACAGAAAUAGUGUUAAACCAUGUUAGCCAUUUAAUAUUAUGAUAUCAGUGGUAUUGGUAAUUUCAUUGUAUUUUGUCUCAUGUACAUUUUCUUGACUGUAUAUUAAACAUGAAUAUUUCACAUAUUACAAAAGGGUUAAUAUUGAUUAAUUUUGAUGUGUUAAUAUUUACCAGUUGAUACAUAACAAUUAUGACACAAUUAAAAACAAUUUUCUUUUUCAACCAGAUUUGAAUAAGUGAACUUUUCAUUUGUAUUGCAAUAUCAUGGUGUACACAACUUGGAGUAUACAUUGGAUUGCUUAAUAUUGUAAGCCUGUGUGCCACAUUCUCAAAAGUGUGCUUGAAACUCUAGUAGUAUGAACUUCAAAACAUUUGCUUGCAUAGAUUUCAGAGGUACGACCAUAGAGCAAGGGUUGAACAGUUUUCCUUAGUUUGAUUAAGUCGAACUUGUAUGAAAAGCUACAUCCUUGGAGUUGAGUUAAUACCUUAUAGUCAGUAAUCAUUGUGUUAGAAAUACAUUUUUCUGAUAGACGUUUUUCUGCACAAAUAUCUUUUCUUAUAUGUGUGUAUAAUACGACCAAUUGAUAUAUUUUUGGGAAGUUGGUGUAGUUAAUGGUUGGUGUUCAAUAUAUUCUACUUAUAAACUGUUGUGAAAUAUUUCAUAUUGUUGUACGUAACAAUAUAGGUAAAGAUGAUUAUUUAUGAUGAGAUGCUCAUAGAGAAAGCUCUGGUAGAACAAAAAAGGUCAGAGGUUAAUAGACCACCUUGCUUUGGCCUGUCAUCAUUCAGGUCAAACAAUGAAAACGUGCACAAGUCUAAAGACCCGGUCACACAGGCCCUGAAAACAAGAACGAAAACGAUAAAAAUGCUUGUCCUCGAUUGGUUGAAAUGCUCCACGCAGAAUCCACGCUCAUUCAACUAAUCGAGGUCGUGCAUUUUUAUCAUUAUCAUUUUCGUUCUCAUUAUCGGGGCCUGUGUGACCGGCCCGUAAGUGCUACACAUGACUCAAUAGCUCUUCAAUGACCUCGGUGCGGGGGGCUGGUUUUAGGCUUGUUUUGUCAUAUGCAUGGGGUCUAUAGCACUCCGCACUAAUUGCUUAAAAGAACCCGGAUCUCAGACAAGCGUGCCAAAUUGCAUUAAAACAUACUCAUAUGUACUUGUCCUAACUAUACUACUUGUGCCAUUUGGCGUGUCGAUGAUGUGUAGAUGGCAUUAGUUGUGGAAUGUUUGUUUGUUGGGUAUUUUGAGCAAAAGAGAUAUACUAUUGAUGAGUGCUUUUCUAUGGAGUUGCUGAAGACAGCUUAUGUGGUUCUAAAUUUACUACAUGCACAUUUAUCAAUGCAUGAUAACUGGGUUGCUGGUUUAUCUAAUACUGACUGCGAAACUUUGUAAGAAUAUUAAGAGAAUGCUGCAAUGAUUGACAAAACAUUGCAGAAUAUUUAUUAUCCAUGUGCUAUUGUGGAUUACUAUAAACUAGAGUAAAUUUCUUUUUUUAAAGUUCAGUUGCAUCAUGUAGGGUUGAAAUAUUAGAUCACAUUCUGCAUUUAAUCCCAUUUGUAUCACAUAUCAUUUUGGUUGGUUUUUAGAAAUUUGCAACAGCUAUUUGUUUCCUGUGUUAGCUAUUUCUUUCCAAACCAAUGUCAAAACAAAUAUAUUGUGACACUAAAUACUCUCCAUGUACAUGCACAUGUAAUUUGAGUAGCUAGUCUUAAAAACAGCAUGUAAUAUAGUUGGAGUGUAAUUCAUGCCUUGUAAAUAUUACCACUUUUAUCCUUGGUGAGAAAUUAAAGGUGCUAACUGUCUUGUGCUAAAUCAGAACAAAAAGCAAGUGUUUUGUU
Messenger RNA from Asterias rubens (European starfish), 9137 nucleotides. Its product is annotated as putative glutamate synthase [NADPH]. Bases 286 to 6576 code for a protein of 2096 amino acids. The transcript is spliced from 37 exons. Lineage: Eukaryota; Metazoa; Echinodermata; Asteroidea; Forcipulatida; Asteriidae. Gene Ontology annotation, molecular function: FMN binding; iron ion binding; flavin adenine dinucleotide binding. The record is from RefSeq and is a predicted model, not a curated record.